GCUGAUGUGUACAGGAUCUGGCCUAACACCCAAGCUGACGGUGCCACAUAACUAACAAUGGCCACACUGGCAGCAAUGGCAGAUAUGUUGUAUGAUGCCAUCAACAUCGGAGAUGUCGACACCGUUAUGGACCUGUUAAAGAAAGGUGCCAACGUGAAUGUGCUUCCAUCAUGUGGACGGACAGCUUUGGGUCGUGCAGCACAGUUAGGACAUCUGGCUAUUGUAUGCCUCCUCCUAGAUGCAGAGAAGUUUUACACUACUCCAGAAGAGGAGGAUGUGGACACAGAAGCCAUGUUGUCAUGUGUCACAUCUAGUGGCAGCUCACUUGCUCAAGCAUCAAGCACUCCAUCGUGUGUUUCACUGGUCACUGCCACGUCUCCAGAUCCAUGGUCUUCACCUGUUAAUGUAACCUCAGUACCGGCUGCCUCAACUUCCACUCUCCGUCCUUCGCUUGGGUCUUCUUUACGAAGUCCACAGCCACAUAAAUGUUGCUCUCCAAGUAUUGAUUCUGAAACUUGUACAUGUAGUGAUGAGUUGUGGGGUUUGGACUUAAGUGAUACAAAUCAGCACAGCGAUUGGGAAGCUGGAAGAUGUAAUCGGGACCUUCCUAGUAACAAUAAUGAGGAAGGCUCAGAAACUGAGAUAGAAGGAGCUUAUAGUGUUCCUGUGUGUAGCCACACAACGAGCCAGUAUGGUCCUAGCAACAUCGGUUAUUAUGUUUAUGAAUAUCGGGAGGAAGAUGAGGAUACUGGGGAAUCUUCUGGUCCUGUUUUGUCAUCCACUGAAGAUUCAGAUUCUGCUUUGAUGGCAGAGAGACGUCAUCACCACCACCUUCAUCGACAUUCAUCUUCUAUUCUGUUGCAGCGCACACUUGGCAGAGGCAGGGCUAAUAUUGUAUCAUCUGAUUCUGAAUUUGAAACUGAAAAUAAAAGACACAGGAGGCAUGCUCGUCACAAUCACCGCUCACACCGCCAUGAAAGAGACAAUGGCCGCCACAAAGCAUUGGUUAACUCUCAUCGGUCAAGUCCAUGGUUGGCUCAGCUUCACUCUGAAUAUUUGUCCCUUGGCCUGACUUCCCCCUGGUCUCUAAGCCGCAGCUGUGAUAUCAAUCAACAAGAUGCAUAUGGGAGGUCAGCACUGCACUAUGCCACUGAGCAGGGUCAUACAUAUAUUGUUCACAUGCUUAUCAAAUCAGGGGUUCGUAUAGACACUCCAGAUGCUGAGCACAUGACUGCCCUCCACCUUGCAGCGCAGAGAGGCUUGGCAGAGGUUAUUACACUAUUGCUGGAAGGAGGAGCAAAAGUCAACACAAAAAUGAAUGAUAAGAGUUCUCCAUUACACAUAGCAGCUUCAAGAGGUUAUACAGAUAUUGUGGAGACCUUACUGGACCGUGGUGCAAAGAUUGAUUCCCUGGACAGCUCUGACCGCACUGCACUUAUUGUGGCUGUUUCUCGCUCAAACUACAAAGUUGUACAACUGCUUCUCAAGCGAGGUGCUAAGGUCAACAUAGAGGAGAUUCAUGGAUAUACACCUUUGUGUGAGGCAGUGUGGCAUAAAGACAUCAAACUUGUCCAAAUGCUUCUAGCAGCAGGAGCCAAAGUGACCCAGUCACACUACCUACUCCACUAUGCAGUCCUUCAUAGACACUAUCAGUUGGCAGAACUGUUGCUGGGUGCCAGGUGCAUUGUAAAUCUACGCGAUGACAAUGGAGACACUCCACUCAUUAUUGCUGCCCGCACCUGCCAACCUUCUAUUAUAAAACUUUUGUUGAAACAUGGAGCCAACACCAAUUAUCCCAAUGGUCUCACUGGCACAACACCUCUCCAUGAAGCAGUUGAAGGAACUCGUGAUGCUCUCUUUGCUGAUUUUGGAGUUGUUUUUCUUCUUCUACGUAGUUAUGGUGCACGGUUAGAUGUAGAAACUGUAACAGCAGGAGACACACCCUUGUACCGUGCAUUAUUAUUGGAGAAGAACAAAGCAGCUGCUCUUUUAAUAAGACAAGGGUCUAAUGUAAAUCAUCGGACUCCAGCUGGUACCCCCGACUACCUUCAUAUGACUGCUCUUCGUGGUAAUGCACCCUUGGCCACACUGCUAGUAUUGGCAGGUUUUAAGCUUUGGCAUGCAGACUGGCUAAGUGGUAUCUUCACACCAGGCACGCUUCUAUCAAGACUUGCUGCUGUUAGGUCACAGCCCCUCACACUUGCUGAUUUAUGCAGAGUUGAUAUACGGUGUCGGCUUGGUGAGAGGAUCCAAGCAAGCCUUGAAGUCUCUUCUCUACCUCCAAGAGUAGUAAGAUUUCUUAUGUUAGAAGAUGUAGCAGAGGUGGAUCUCUGACAGCCACUACAAUUUUAGGAACAUGAAAUUUUAGUAAUAUUUGAGUAUAUUGAAGGUAAGGUAUAAUUAUGUGAUGUGUAAGUGUCAGACAUUAAUGUAAAGAUUGUGUUAACUUGUCCUUUCAUAUUUUCUUAUUUCUCCCUUUACUUUUUUGAGAGAAACCAACAGUUAAACUAGUAUUACUUGACCACUCAUUAGAGCUAGUGGUUAUACUGUACCUUGUGUUUUAUUUAUACUGAUCACUUGCCUUACUUCUGCUGUAUUAGUUUUACUUAGUAAUACAGAUUAUUUUGCUAGCAAGUUUGGGACAAAGGUAAAGCCCAGUCUUGGGUAGGCUUUCUAAUAUUUAAUGUUCCUAAGAUAUAAAAGGUGCUUUUGGAUUUAGUAAGAUUUGUUUGGAUACAAACCAAUGAUUAAAUGAAGAAUCUCAAAUUUUAUUUUUCAUCUGAAUUUACUCUAUGGGUUACAUAUCUUUUCUUAACUUUCAUUGUCUUUUUUGGUGAAGCCAGUGAAGAAAUCUAGUUUUUCCAGUUAUAUUUUAAUCAUAAUAAUUCAAAAUAUUUGAGUAAUUGUUUAAUGCUUUACUAACAAAUAGUCAUUUAUUGUAGUCCCUUGAUAUUUGUUACUUACUCUCUAUAAUUUUUAGCAUUCCAAUUUUUGCUCUUGUAACACAAAAGUUACAUACACUGUCUGCAGAAUUAUAAUCUACGUUUAUUUACAAGUAAUAACAUUAUUUUUAACCCUUUCAGGGUCCGUCCCGUAGAUCUACGGCUUUACGUUCAGGGUCCAAACCGUAGAUCUACGUCAUGAGCUCAGCUCACUCUGAUAAACUGUGAGUGGUACAUUUGGGCCUAGAUAUGAGAGAAUACAUCUAUGUAGUAUGUGUGCACCACAUAAAACAAAUCCUGCAGCACAUUGUGUAUAAUGAGAGAAAAAAAACUGAGACCAUGAUUUUCGAUUAAAACAGUGACUUUGCAAUGUUUUUUCGUACGUUUUUUAUAGUUGUAUUUGCGAUUUCUUGGUCUCAUUUGAUAGAAUGGAAGGCAUAUUACAGAAAUAGAUAUGAUUUUGAUUGGUUUUAGCACUGGAAAUGGCUUGAAACUGAGCUCAAAGUAGCAGAAAUGUUAAAUUUUUGCCGAUAUUCAAGAGUAAACAAACGACCUCACACGUCUAAUACA
Molecule: messenger RNA, 3512 nt
Organism: Cherax quadricarinatus
Lineage: Eukaryota; Metazoa; Arthropoda; Malacostraca; Decapoda; Parastacidae
Product: serine/threonine-protein phosphatase 6 regulatory ankyrin repeat subunit C
Molecular function (GO): protein binding
Source: RefSeq, a predicted model, not a curated record